GCGGGCGUGGAUAGGGCAGAGGCCGGGCCCCGCCCCCCACUGCCCCGGUUGCCGCGGCCAGGGUAGGAGCCGCCUCCGCGCCAGCGGGCGGGACCGGGAUCGGGAGCGGACGGAGGAGCAGGAGCGGGCGGAGGGAGGCCCCGCACCGCCGCCAUGGCCGCCAAGUGGCUACUUGAUUAAGUAAUGCAGUCUUCCCAAACUGUGGGUCACAACCCCAUAUGGGGUCACAACAUCAGCAGAUGAGAUAAACGUGUCCUCUGCGAUUUCUGCACCCACAGCGGGGUGCGAGGCUGAAGUUGGGCUGGACCAGCUCCAGGCAGAAACUGCCUUCAUGGCCCAGCAGGUGGGACCCAUUGUGGGAGGGAGCUGCUGCAUCACCACAGCUGCCAAGGCUCGAGUUCUGUAUGACUUUGCUGCUGAACCUGGAAACAAUGAGCUGACAGUUAAUGAAGGGGAGAUCGUUGUUAUUACAAACCCGGAUGUAGGUGGAGGCUGGCUGGAAGCAAAAAAUAGCCAAGGAGAGAGAGGACUUGUACCAACAGAUUAUGUUGAAAUUCUUCUUGAAAGUGCAAAAGAUGGAUUUACUUGUGGCAAUUCAACAGCUGACCAAGCCUUUUUUGAUUCCCUUUCGUCAAACACAGCUCAAGUCAACUCUGCUGAUAAAAGCAAUAACCAGGUUACCAAUGCCAAUGACCCCUGGUCAAACUGGAACGCUGGGAAAUCUGGAAACUGGGACAGCGCAAACUCUGGUGACAGCUGGGCAACCAAACCUGAAAGUGCAGCUGGACAGAAAAACAGUGCUUCAAACAACUGGGAGGCAGCAGGAGCAUUUGGUCACCCACAGGCUUAUCAAGGUCCAGAAUCUCCUGAAGAAUUAUCAGCAGCUGCUGACGAUGAUGAUUGGGAUGAUGACUGGGAUGACCCCAAAUCCACUUCACCACAGUAUCUUGGUUAUAAGGAAUCUGAGCCUUCUGAGGCAGGGGGCCCUCAGCGUGGAAAUACUCGGGGAGCUGCCAUGAAACUACCACUUAACAAAUUCCCUGGAUUUGCAAAACCUGGAAUGGAACAAUAUCUGUUAGCAAAGCAGCUAGUGAAACCCAAAGAGAAAAUUUCCAUAAUUGUUGGUGAUUAUGGCCCAAUGUGGGUUUAUCCUACCUCCUCAUUUGACUGUGUGGUGGCAGAUCCCAAAAAAGGUUCCAAAAUGUAUGGGUUGAAAAGCUACAUUGAAUAUCAGCUCACGUGUACUAACACAAAUCGAUCAGUCAACCACAGAUAUAAACACUUUGACUGGUUAUACGAGCGUCUCCUAGUUAAAUUUGGAUUAGCCAUUCCAAUCCCAUCUCUUCCAGACAAGCAAGUAACAGGGCGUUUUGAAGAAGAAUUUAUCAAAAUGCGCAUGGAGAGGCUCCAGGCUUGGAUGAGUAGGAUGUGUCGUCAUCCAGUUGUUUCAGAAAGUGAAGUUUUUCAGCAGUUCCUUAAUUUUCGGGAUGAGAAGGAAUGGAAAACUGGAAAGAGGAAAGCAGAAAAAGAUGAGAUUGUAGGACUUAUGGUAUUCUCUACUAUGGAACCAGAAGCUCCUGACUUGGACAUGAUAGAAAUAGAACAGAAAUGUGAUGCAGUUGGUAGGUUCACCAAAUCCAUGGAUGAUGGAGUUAAAGAGUUGCUGACGGUGGGACAAGAACACUGGAAGCGUUGUACAGGACCAUUACCUAAGGAAUAUCAGAAGAUAGGAAAAGCCUUGCAGAGCCUGGCACUGGUUUUCAGCACCAGUGGCUAUCAAGGAGAAUCUGAUCUCAAUGAAGCAAUAACAGAAGCAGGAAAAACAUAUGAAGAAAUUGCCAAUCUUGUGGCAGAACAGCCAAGGAAGGAUCUCCAUUUUCUGAUGGAAACAAAUCAUGAAUACAAAGGGUUUCUUGGUUGCUUUCCUGACAUUAUAGGAGCUCACAAGGGAGUAAUAGAAAAAGUGAAGGAAAGUGACAAAUUGGUCGCGACCAGUAAAAUCACACCACAAGACAAACAGAACAUGGUGAAGCGUGUAAGCACCAUGGCUUAUGCACUACAAGCUGAGAUGAAUCACUUCCAUAGUAACCGGAUUUAUGACUACAAUAGUGUGAUCCGCCUCUACCUGGAGCAGCAGGCACAGUUUUAUGAAACGAUUGCACAAAAGCUGAGGCAGGCACUCGGCCGUUUUCCAGUGAUGUAGGAAUAAGCAGGGGUGGAUGAUGAAGAACCUUCCGAAGUGCUUUUCUGGUUUUGGGGGGCAACACCAAUAAAAGCUUGAUAGUCUUUGCCAUCCCAAGCAAACAAUCUGAGUUGCAAAAAAGUGAAAACUUUAACAUAUUUACUUCAUCAGCCUAAAUGCAUCUGAAGCUUAGGUUAUUUUUACCUUGAAUGCCUUCCCUCAAAGCCUUCUUGUGCUGGAAGGUGCUAUCACAUUUAGGAAUUGAUAUUGUCAAACUAGUCUGUUGCCAUGGACUACAUUCAGACUUGCAGGUUAUCAUAAGUUCUUCCAAUUUAUUCUUACUCAGUGUCAGAUGAUUAGGUAUUUUAAAAACAGGCAAGCAGAUAAGGCUGAAAAGUGACCUAAUAAAAACCUGCCCUUUGGUAUUUUUUUCCAGCUACUAAGUAAAGUCUAUAUAUGUUUUACAGCUACACAUUCAAGAUAACCUCUUGACUGUUCUGUUCAGUGAUCUUUUUAAUCAUAGGUGCAGCAUAUAAUCGGUGGCAUGCAGUCUCCAUAACUGGCAAAAUGAUAGUUCACUCCCUUUCCCAUAAUCACUUAAUAUUCUGUUCUUGUGGCACAAAGCUUCAGAGUUUGAGAGUGUUUAGUGCUCUCUCUUUCUCACUUCCGGGUCAAGCACCGUGCAAGAAAACUUUAAUUAAGGAAAGAGCCAUUCCAGGAAGCUGGAAAAAUCUUCUUUAAUACCAGCAUUCUGACAGCCCCUCAAAUAUUAUGCAGCCAUACACUGGUGCUUCUCAGUGCCAUGUAAUGGCCAUCUUCCCUCUUUGCCCGCUCAGGAGUCUAAGGGUAUUGGCGAAGUAUCACUUCUGACCCAGGGUGGUAGACAGCCCAAAAUUACUGCCAACUCAGGUCUUCACAUAGUAGCAUGAAGUGCUACUCGCUCCAUUUCAGCUUUAAUAAAAGGAAACCUAAUUUAAUCUGUAGCAGCUAAAAGGAAGAGUUUCUUGUGUAAACUAAAAAGUGACCUUUGAGGUGUUGAAUAAAAUUGGAAUUUGUGUGGCAAAUAAUUUAUUAAAAAUAGGACUGUAGUUGUAAAUGACGUAUAGUGUUCAGAGCACAGAAGUGGUUGCAUGGAGUCAUUUUUCUUGACUGCCAAAAUGCUACUAAAAGUCUGGACUUUAGGAAAAAACAGCUUGGUGUGGUUACCAGAUGGUAAUUCACAUAAUGCCACAAACAAGCAAGGAUGCCAAAACACAGCUUUUGUUAAAAUUUUCCCUUAAAUUAUUCCUUAAAUUGUUUAUGUUCAUUUUACCCACAAAGCCAUUCUAAGUGACGGGUACCUUAUGUUGAUUCUAUAGUUGCCUUACUUUAUUGUGCAUUGCUGUUUCUGUGUCCUUACAUUUUUCUUUUUUUUUUCUUUAAAAUAAAGAAAAAUCUGGGUCUGUCUAAUAUAAAACCAAAAAAAAAAAAAAAAGCUAGGUCUGAGUCCAGAUACUUGUCAUAGGUUUAUUUCUUAUUUUAUAAAUUCUGUUUUCCCUGCUAAUUUAGUUCUCUUUCAAAUUCCAUAGAGCAGUGUUGUGGUACAGCCAUUUAAAUAUGUACAAAUUGUAAAGAAUGUGUAUAAAUAUUUUAUACCAAAUGUAAGAUCUUGCCUGCAUGUUGAAGCAGCUUAUAAAAUAAAUUGUUACCGUGUGUACAGUAAAUUCUGAAAGCACUUUUUCAAGCCAACAUUUUUCCAGCAUUUUUAUGUUCACUUUUUGGUAAUGAAAAGCUCUUUGUAACUGACUCUUAGCUGGGGAUUUCUUUUUACUGAGCCUUCAGCUGAUCCUGAUGCACUAAGUUACAGGUUCUGCAUCUUUAAUAGAUGGCUUUGGAAUCUAAGCAUUAGAUGUUCACUCCCAGUGCAGGGAAACUGUCAGUAGCAACUAUCAGACGUAUAACAUUCUUUGAAAUGAGCAAAUCUGUUUAACUUCUAGAAAAUGAAGGCCUUUAAACUGAUAAUAAACACUUAUGUAUACCCA
Molecule: messenger RNA, 4203 nt
Organism: Alligator mississippiensis (American alligator)
Lineage: Eukaryota; Metazoa; Chordata; Crocodylia; Alligatoridae
Gene: SNX9
Product: sorting nexin 9
Exons: 20
Coding region: 332-2203 (623 amino acids)
Biological process (GO): endosomal transport; endocytosis; mitotic cytokinesis
Cellular component (GO): cytoplasmic vesicle; plasma membrane
Molecular function (GO): protein binding; phosphatidylinositol binding
Source: RefSeq, a predicted model, not a curated record